Molecule: messenger RNA, 3123 nt
Organism: Trichobilharzia szidati
Lineage: Eukaryota; Metazoa; Platyhelminthes; Trematoda; Strigeidida; Schistosomatidae
Source: the annotation of a GenBank genome assembly
AUGGGCAGACGAAGAGAAGAUGAUCACUCACAUAGCAGACGUCGUCGUUCAAGGUCUCGUUCCCGCUCACGGUCUCCUGUCUUACCUAGGAGGGCAUUCUCAUCUACUUUAGAAGGGUCAUUGCCUUUGGCUGCUUCUCUACCAACGUCGACUCUGAUGGGCUCAUUACUAGCUGCACAAGCUAAAGCUGCAGAAGAAGCUGCAGCAAAGGCCAAAGUAGAGGCUCCCAAGCCAGCAGUUGGCAGCAUGACUGCCAUUGCUAAUGCAGCGGCUGAUAUGAUUAAAGCUGCUCGUAAUUCUGGACAGGGAAUUGCUGGCACGGAGGGUGCUCUGAUCAUCACUCCAAAUAUGGACAAAGAUAUUGAACAACGUCGUCUUGACUUGGAAAUGCAGAAGAGACGAGAACGCGUUGAACGAUGGAGAAGGGAGCGCAAGUUGAAGCAAGAUAUUCUUGCAGCUCAACAAAGGCUUGCUGAAAGCACUAGAGCCUCUACUGCUAACAAAUGGAACUUAGAGGAUGACGACGAUGAGGAGGACGCAAGCAAAAAGAACGCACGUGCAGAAAAGCCAGAAGACGAUGGCAUUGAUCCUUUGGAUGCGUACAUGAUGGAAUUAAAUAAUCAAGUUUACUCUGGUCUUGACACUACUAAGAAAGAUUCUCCUAAAAUGCCUGAAAUGCCAGUAAGUAACUCCGACACUUCCGAACCUACUUCGAAUCUUGUCAAACCAAAACGGCAGUUAGUAAUCAAACGAAAAAGAGUGAUCGGUCGGGGUGAAUUGAUGGAAAGUAAUAUAGAUGAAAUGGAAUAUUCUUCCGAAGAGGAAGACACUACAAUUCAGGAUGCAUUGGCUCAACUGCAGAAAAAAGACAAAUUACAACCUAUUGAUCAUUCAAAAAUCGAGUAUACUCCUUUUCGCAAAAAUUUCUAUGUGGAAGUUCCAGAAUUAGCGAAAAUGUCGAAAGAAGAUGUUAAAGAAUAUAGAGCUAGUCUGGAGAAUAUCCGUGUACGCGGUAGAGAAUGCCCUAAACCUCUUCGCAACUGGGUGCAAGCAGGCAUUAGUUCUCGUCUUUUGGCAUGUUUAAAAAGAAAUAACUUCGAAAAACCUACACCAAUUCAGUGUCAAGCUUUGCCCGUUAUAAUGUCUGGUCGUGAUAUGAUUGGCAUCGCCAAAACAGGGAGUGGAAAAACUCUAGCGUUCUUGGUGCCACUUAUGCGUCACUUGGAGCAUCAGACCCCACUUAACCCUGGAGAUGGUCCGAUCGCUCUUCUUCUAGCACCUACUCGGGAGUUGGCGCUACAGAUAUAUAAGGAAGCGAAAAAGCUAUGCCAAGCCGCUGAUGCUCGUGCAGUUUGUGUUUAUGGUGGAACUGGCAUUAGUGAGCAGAUUGCUGAACUCAAACGUGGUGCUGAGAUCAUUGUUUGUACUCCCGGUCGUAUGAUUGACAUGCUUGCUGCCAACGGAGGAAGAGUGACGAAUUUACGUCGAUGUUCCUAUGUUGUGCUGGAUGAAGCAGAUCGCAUGUUUGAUUUGGGAUUUGAGCCUCAAGUGAUGCGGAUCAUUGAGAAUUGUCGUCCUGAUCGUCAGACUUUAAUGUUUUCAGCUACAUUCCCUAGACAGAUGGAGAUUCUCGCUCGUAAAGUACUUACACUACCUAUAGAAAUACAGGUGGGAGGAAGAUCUGUUGUCUGUUCAGACGUUGAACAACACGCUUUCAUUUUAUCAGAAGAAGAAAAGGUGUAUAAAGUUCUUGAAUUGCUUGGCUUAUAUCAAGAAGAAGGUAGUGUUUUAAUUUUUGUGGAGAAACAAGAAAGUGCAGAUGAAUUAAUGCGCGUAUUAUUGAAGUAUGGAUACCCGUGUCUUUCUCUUCAUGGUGGCAUUGAUCAGUAUGAUCGUGACUCCGUUAUAACUGAUUUCAAACGUGGUGAUAUUCGUCUUCUAAUAGCUACUUCGGUUGCUGCCCGUGGUCUUGAUGUCACUGACUUACUGUUGGUCAUCAAUUAUGACUGUCCAAAUCACUAUGAGGACUAUGUUCAUCGUUGUGGACGUACUGGACGUGCAGGUCGCAAAGGUUUUGCGUACACAUUUCUUACUCCUGAUCAAGAACGCAAUGCUGGUGAUGUUGUUCGUGCAUUUAAACAAAGUGGCCAGAAACCUCCUGAAGCUUUAAUGAAUAUGUGGAAUGCUUACAAGAUUCGGAUGGAAAGUGAAGGCAAAAAAGUCUACGGUUCUUCGGGAUUUCGUGGUAAAGGAUUCAUGUUUGACGAAGUGGAGGCUCAACUGAAUAGUGAAAAGCGUCGCCUACAAAAAGCUGCACUCGGUUUACAAGAUUCAGAUGAUGAAGACGGUGAUGGUAAUGUUGACUGGGAUUCGAAAAUUGAAGAUAUGUUGGCUACAAAAACAAAAAUCAAAGAUGUAACAAAAAGUAGCACAACAGAAAAUAUUUCUGGUAGUACAGAAGUUAGUGCUCAAGCUGGUCAGGCUGUCGUGAACGCAGCUUUAGCACUUGCCCGUCAAAAAGCUGCACAGCUAGGACUUGUUAAAAAUUUGACUGUUGGUGCUCCAACCACUCUUCAGGCAACGACAACAACAACUCCGAGUGCCAGCGACCCCACCGCUGUCAAUACAGCCGCAAUUGCAGCCGCUGCAUCUAUACCGAUACCUCCUGCUCUAACAAGUCGUACAUUGGCUGAACAAGCUGCUGAACGUCUAAAUGCUAAACUAGGUUACAACAAACAAGGGCAAGCCUCAGGUGACGAGGAAAACACUGCAAGUAGCGCUGCUGCCGGUAGUGACAUAAUUAGACGGUACGAGGAAGAGCUGGUCAUUAAUGAUUUCCCUCAAAAUGUCAGAUGGCGCAUAACAGGCCGUGAAAUGCUAACUCACCUAAGCGACUACUGUGAUGUCGGUGUUUCUGUACGAGGAGUAUAUAUGUCACCUGCCAAGGCUAAGCAGCAUAUACCAGAGGGUUCUGACGACAGACCGCUUUAUUUGUGUAUUGAGGCUGUAAACGAAAGGCAGGUCGCCCUAGCUAAGAAGGAGAUUAUGCGCAUUAUCAAAGAAGAAUUAGUAAAAUUGCAGUCAGUAAAUUCAAUUAAUCGUGGACGCUACAAAGUUGUUUAA